Molecule: messenger RNA, 1116 nt
Organism: Meira miltonrushii
Lineage: Eukaryota; Fungi; Basidiomycota; Exobasidiomycetes; Exobasidiales; Brachybasidiaceae
Product: 1-acylglycerol-3-phosphate O
Exons: 2
Coding region: 1-1116 (371 amino acids)
Biological process (GO): phosphatidic acid biosynthetic process
Cellular component (GO): membrane; endoplasmic reticulum
Molecular function (GO): 1-acylglycerol-3-phosphate O-acyltransferase activity
Source: RefSeq, a predicted model, not a curated record
AUGUCGGCUACGACAAAGUCGCUUACAUAUGGCGCAGGUGCCUCAUUUUUGGUGUUAACAUUGCUUUCACCUCGAUCACAACGAGCAAGAAUGUACUUGAAUGCUUUGCUUUACAUCGCCUCAAUGGGAGCUUGUUCGUUCUUUGGUGUUGCAAUUUCACCGUUCAUGGCUUUGACUAAGAAUGCUUUGAAUAUCAAUUGGGCAGUCGCAAGAGCAUUCCAUCUCUUAGCUGGAAAUUUGAUCGGCCUAAAGUUCAAAGUUGAAGGAGCAGAAAAGUUCGAUCAAGCAAGACCGGCAGUUUUGGUAGGAAAUCAUCAAACAGGUGUCGAUAUCUUAUACCUUGGAAAGAUUUUCCCAAAGCAUGCCAGUAUUAUGGCUAAGCAAAUCUUGAAAUAUACACCGCUUCUUGGUCAAUUCAUGUAUCUUGCAGGAGCAGUUUUCAUCGAUCGUGCUAACCGAGCAAGUUCCAUCUCUGCAUUCGACAAGGUAUCCAAAAAGAUGAAAAAGUAUAAUCUUUCUCUUUGGGUCUUUCCCGAAGGAACAAGAUCAAAUUUGCCAUUUCCCGAUCUGUUACCGUUCAAGAAAGGUGCUUUCCAUUUAGCUGUUCAAGCACAAGUGCCAAUUGUGCCAGUCGUUUGUGAGAACUAUAACAGAUUCUUUGAUGGAAAGACACGAUUCGAAGCUGGAACAGUGCGUGUUCGUGUUUUGGAACCAAUCGAAACCAAAGGAUUGAAGAUGGAAGAUGUUACCGAAUUGACAACACGUGUACGAAGUGUCAUGUUGGCCGAAUUGCAAAAGAUGGAUGCAGAAUUAGACAGAGGAGAUGUUUCUGCAGCUAUCAAAGGUAAACCACAAUCCUUACAGCUGGGCGGAUUGGCUAAAUUGGCGUCGUAUAUCGUUGGUACUGGACCUGGACCCGAUGUGGUGGGAAGAGUGGAAAGGGAAAGAAGAGAAUUGGUCAAACCGGGUACAUCCGGUGACAAGGUUGGAGAUUUCAACCUUGUAUCGGAAAAGGGAAAGGAUGCUGCUCAAAGACCUAAUUUUGAAAGCAAGACAAGCGGCAGUCAUUCUUCUGAAGAAACGGAUGAGAGCGCUAUCCUUGUCAAAAGACCCUAA